Messenger RNA from Ricinus communis (castor bean), 1016 nucleotides. RefSeq lists its product as uncharacterized. The record is from RefSeq and is a predicted model, not a curated record. The transcript has 3 exons. Bases 80 to 619 code for a protein of 179 amino acids. NCBI's taxonomy places the organism in Eukaryota, Viridiplantae, Streptophyta, Magnoliopsida, Malpighiales, Euphorbiaceae.
CUCAAAGCUCCAUAUUCUUGUUACGAUUAAAGAAAAUUAGCAAGCUUUUCAUUGAUAACUAUAAAGGAAAUCAAGGAGAAUGACCCUCGAUUGGUGUUUGAGGGACAAAGGUGGAAAACACCCUAAUACAGUGAAAAGAAGGAUGACUACCAAUGAAGAGACUAUUGAACAUGUUAAUAUGGAUACAAAUGACAGCAUACCUGAAGAGUAUACAACUGGAAUUGAUAGCAUCCGUGAAGAGUAUGCAGCUGGAGUUGAACAUGAAGUGUUUAAUGAUGAGCCAAAGGGAACAUCUUCUACUUUUGCAGCUUUAUCACCUAUUAUACCUAGUCCACAAUUACAAAAUAAUACACCAAGACCAAGUCAAUACAAGCUACAUCUACCACUGUUACACAACCCACUCCUCCAGAUGUUAGAAAGCAGCAACCUAAGGGAAAUAAAUAGUUCAAGCCUCUUAUACAAGCCAAAACCCAAACACAGAAGCAUAUACAGAACACUGGUGCUAGUACAAAGAAGAAUGCAACUGAUGCAGAAAAAGGCAAACAAAAGCUUGAUGCUGGUGCUUCUAAAAAGAAGAAAGUUUGGAUGCCUUUUGAUUUUGGAGGAAACUCUACACUAAAAAUUGGAAAGAAGACCUAAAUAUCUUGAAUUUGAUCAUGUGAUUUGGACAAAGAUUUAUGGGAUUCCACCAAUAUGGGCUUUUUUAUGUAUUUAUCAUUAUUAAAUACUAUUUUUUUUUGUCUCCUUUACUAUGGUUGUGGUAUUAACUUUUUUGACUAUGCAGUGUUUAAUGGUCCUGCAUAGACAGGACUGUGUGUUGGAUAUAUGUUAUUGUCAUUCUUUUGUAAUGUCUAAUACAAUAGUGCACAUGAAUCCAACACACCCUAUUUUAUUUGUAAACUCAUAUUCAAGUAAUGAUGAGUAAUUAUUUUUGCUAGUUGUAGCAUAUAUUUUAUUCAUUAUUCUUUUAAUCCUAAUGUUUGUUUUUAUUUCCUUUACUAUUUUUUACAUAGAUA